This is a messenger RNA of Ictalurus furcatus (blue catfish), 3948 nucleotides long. RefSeq names its product RAS, dexamethasone-induced 1 (gene rasd1). The coding region runs from base 2717 to 3508 and encodes 263 amino acids. Gene Ontology annotation, molecular function: GTPase activity; GTP binding. The record is from RefSeq and is a predicted model, not a curated record. The transcript is spliced from 2 exons. NCBI's taxonomy places the organism in Eukaryota, Metazoa, Chordata, Actinopteri, Siluriformes, Ictaluridae.
AUGAGUUUGGUGUUAAGCACCUAUUGGUUAGCGCUUAUCACCCGGAAUCUCAAGGUGCACUGGAGCAAUUCUACCAGAGAUUUAAGUCGAUGCUCCGAAAAUUUUGCAUUGAGACCGGUAAAGAAUGGGUUGAAGGCUUACCUUUGAUUAUGUUUGCUGUAAGGGAGAGUCUUCAGGAAUCACUGGGUUUGAGUCCAGCAGAGCUGGUGUUUGGACACACCAUAAGAGGCCCCCUUAAGUUAAUCAGUGAGCACUUGCUAUCACGGAGCUCUUCGCCGAUGUCUGUCCUUGACUGUCAGUUAUUUUUGUGAACAACUUCACCAAGCCUGUGAGAUUGCUAAACCUCAUCUUGCUAACUCUCAGAUGGAACUGAAAGUGCAGUAUGGUCGUAAGAGUGUGGCAUGUAUUUUUCAGCCUGGUAGGUCUGUGCUCUUCCUGUGCCUGGAUCUGCAUUGCAGGCUAGGUUCUCUGGAUCUUACACAGUAGGAAGGAAGCAAAGUGAUACCAACUGUCAUCUGUACUCCGGAUCGGAAGUGUAAAAGUAGGGUAUGUCAUGUGAACAUGCUAAAGGCUUAUGUUGCAUGUUAUGUGAAUAAAGUGAAUGCCCUUAAGUCAGUGUCUACUAGAGUUUUGCCCCAGCAUAUUCCCUUGAAGAGGAUGGGUUAGUGGCAAAAGAUGCUCAAACUUUGUGUGCCAGCUUACAAAAUUCUGUUGUUUUGGCUAACUUAAAGUCCUGCCUUUCUCAUUUGUCUGCAAGUGAGUUUGAAGCCAUUAAUAGUUUGAUUGGUAAAUAUCCCAGCCUUUAUGCUGGGAUAUGGUUGAUGUGCCAUCCCAAACUACUGUACUAUGUCAUGAUAUUGAUGUAGAUAAGUCAACCAAUUGAGCAACAUCCUUACCGUGUGAACAAAAGGAAGCAUGACUAUGAAAUUGGAGGUCCAGUAUCUACUUGAUCAUGUUAGGCUGUGCCUAGUCAAAGUGCUGGGAGUUCCCCUUCUAUAUUGGUACCUAAAUCUGACUCCACUUUUAGAUUUUGUACUGAUUAUCGUAAAAUCAUUGCUGUGACCAAGCCAGAUUCCUUCCCACUUCCCAGAAUGGAGGAUUGUGUUGAUCGAGUUGGUAGUGCAUGCUAUGUCACAAAACUGGACUUGAACAACGGGUAUCGGCAAAUUCCCCUAACACCUCGUGCUUCAGAAAUAGAUGGCAUGAGAAAUUUUGUUGUCCAAAAGAUAUGUCCAGUUGUAUUGUGUUUUUGUAUUACAACCUUUGGCUGUAAUCUUUUGCGGUGAGGGUGUUGCGUCUAAGGACGUGUGUUCUUUUUUCCCCCUUCUCCUUUUCUCCCUGUUUCUCUACAGGUUUAUUAGUAGGUUAUGAGUUAUACUAUGUUGAUUUGAGGAUUUUGGGUUGACCCCAACCCCCCCUUUUGUUUUUGUUUUGUAAGUUAUUUGUUAGUCUAUACUUUUGUUAUUGGUCUUUACCUACUAUGUUUAUGUUUUACUUUUUUUUUUGUUUAGUAGAGACUUAGGUGCCAUUUCCUGUAUAUGUUUUUGUUUUCUCCUGUUUAAGCUAGUUAGGGAGUUAAUGUAUACUUAUUGUAUUUUUUUGUUUCUUUCUCUUUUUUUGUAGUUUAGUUAGUUUCUCCUUAAUAGUUAGAUGGUUUGUUUGUUGUUUUAGCCUUGCCCUCUCUUGAAGCCUAGAAAUCCCCCCAUAUUGGUAAAUAAAAGAACAUGUUUUUGACAUUGGGUUGUUGUUGGUUUUUGUGAAAGCACUGGGUUUGGGAAUUGAACCUUGCUGUCUCCACACAUCACAUCAUUUUUAUUCUGUUGCAAGUCCUCCAACCCUAGACUAAUUGGGGACGUAACGGUGUGUAUCAUUAUUUGUCUCUCCUUCAGUCCUGCUGAAAAAUCAGUGCCUUGUCUUGGUGCUGCCUUGGUGUACAAGCUCAGUAUUCAUAACCAAAUUCACAUGCUUCUGAGUGAAUGAUAAAUAUGAGACCAGGGCUCACUGUGUUCAUGUGGUGUCCAUGUUGAAUUGCGGAGUAGUGUUUAAUGCUGCCGCUUUCUUAAUAUCCUAAUUUGUUUCUAAAAAAAAAAUAAAUAAAUAAAUAAAAAGCAGUCCUGCGGAAGAAAGUGCCUCUCCUACCUAAAUGAGCCUAAAGUUUAUAUAUUAACAAGUCUAAUUUGACAUGUAACGUUAUCAUUACGCAUGCACUGGGCUUUUGCGCACAUUUUUCCAACCAUGUUUGCACACACCGUGUCCUUUUCAGUAAGAUUUCCAGGUGUGCAGUAGUACAUUUAAAGACCAUUAUGUUCCCUGCAGGCUGAUGGAUCUGGGUUGCCGGAUUGGUUUUUAUGGUUUCUAGCUGAAAAAGUCCUUUCCCAUUCAAAACGAUUAGCUAAAUAUUUAUAACUAAUACUUAGUUUAAACAAUUCCAAAACCAUGACAGUGUUCGUCAAACCGCUCAGCACAUUUUCUCUUCACAAGAGAAACAAGCAAACACAUCAUGGCAACCCUGUGCGGGGCGCGUGCUGCUGACUGGCAUGCGGGAGUGACGCGCACGAGAGGAGGCGGUCCGAGUGCCAACAGCAUAUAUAAAAACCCUCCACUCUGCCACCGCGUUACACCUGACACUUCAACAAGCACGGCAUUUUAUUUCUGAAGCGAGGGGAUACUCCUUAAACUCCCGACAGCCGAUUUCACGGAUCUAUAACUCGCAGCCAUGAUUAAGAAAAUGUCUCCAUCAGAGAACGAGUUUGACAUCCCGGCAAAGAACUGCUACAGAAUGGUCAUUCUGGGCUCCACUAAAGUUGGCAAGUCGGCAAUAGUGUCCCGGUUCCUUACCGGAAGGUUUGAUGACCAGUACACACCAACUAUAGAGGACUUCCACAGGAAACUUUACAGCAUCAGAGGAGAUGCUUACCAACUGGAUAUUCUGGACACCUCUGGAAAUCAUCCGUUUCCUGCUAUGAGGAGACUGUCUAUACUGACAGGUGACGUCUUUGUCCUGGUUUUCAGUCUGGACAACCGGGAGUCGUUUAACGAAGUGCAGCGCCUGAAGCGCCAGAUCUACGAGACUAAGUCGUGCCUGAAAAACAAGACUAAGGAGAACAUGGCCGUGCCGCUGGUGAUCUGCGGGAAUAAAGGAGACCGCGAGCUCCAGCGCGAGGUGGCGCGGGAGGAGAUCGAGCAGCUUGUGGCCGGGGAUGAGCAAUGCGCGUACUUCGAGAUCUCCGCCAAGCGCAACACCAACGUGGACCUGAUGUUCCGCCAGCUUUUCGCCAUGGCCAAGCUGCCCAACGAGAUGAGCCCUGACCUGCACCGCAAGGUCUCAGCGCAGUACUGCGACAUGCUACACCGCAAGUCCUUUAAGGGCAAGAAGCCGAAAGACUGCGACGCGUACGGUGUGGUUGCGCCUUUCGCGCGCCGCCCCAGCGUGCACAGCGACCUCAUGUACAUCAAGGAAAAAGCGGUCGGCGGCCCCCAGAGCAAGGACCGGUGUGUGAUCAGCUAAGAGCGUCACUUCGAACUAUGAAAAUACUUUGGAUGAAACACGGUUGUUGAACUGCACGCCGGACGGAAGCGCGCGCGCUCUCCAGGCAGAGUGCAGAUGCGCGCGGCCUAAACCGUGAGCUGGCCGCCCUGUGACUGCGCGCUUCAUUAAACCCGCGAGAGUGUUGGUUGUGUCCGGUUCCCUCAGAGCGCUCGGUAGUCUCGAUUAGCUUCUCCUGAGAAAAUAGUGCUUGUUCCAUCUGCCUUUUUCAAGAUGUGGUGAAAGACGACGCGCGCGCAGAGCUGCACUGUUAAAUUACCUGCUAGUGUUUACAGUUUUUUAAUGUUUUAUAAAAUAAAUGUUAACUUUGCUUUUUGAACAAACUGUUGUGAAUGUUUAUUUAUUCUUUCUAUGACUGUAAAUGUUUUUUUUUUUAAGAAAUAAACAAACUGUUAAAUGAA